UUUUUGGGCAAGUACCCACAUCUUUCAGACUUUUCACCAUAAUUUCUCUUUCCUAAGGUAGCCAGCCAAUUUUUCUCUCUCCUCACGAAACCUGAAACCCCUUUACACUGUCAGCUUCAAUAAUCAAAACCCUUCAACAACUUUUCAAUUCAUGAAGCAAAAUCUCUUUGAUCACUAAAAUUGUUGCAAUUUUUCCUGCAAUUUUCUUGGGACGCUUGGAAUUCUUUGAUUUGUUUUUGGAAGAAUUUUGUUAGUGGGGUUGUUGGGAAAAUAGAUGUUGAUUAAUAAAGAUAAUAGAAGGUGAAGCUGUAGCUAGAAUUUUUAUGGAUAGCUUAUGCUGCUUCAGUUCAGUUUCUCAGAUUGUAGGAGGACGUUCUUAUAAUGGCUCUGGCAAGGGCAGAAGUCAUCAAGGUCCUGCGAAGUAUGGAUUCAGUUUGGUGAAAGGAAAGGCAAAUCAUCCCAUGGAGGACUAUCAUGUUGCUAAAUUUGUGCAGGUCCGUGGACACGAACUUGGCCUCUUUGCCAUUUAUGAUGGCCAUUUGGGUGAUAGUGUGCCUGCUUACCUGCAGAAGCAUCUAUUUCCCAAUAUUCUCAAAGAGGACGAAUUUUGGACCGACCCAAACAGGUCAAUUUCAAAAGCCUAUGAGAGUACUGAUCAAGCCAUUCUUAACCACAAUCCUGACCUGGGACGAGGUGGGUCAACUGCUGUCACGGCUAUUCUUGUGGACGGAUCAAAGCUAUGGGUAGCAAAUGUAGGAGAUUCACGAGCUGUCCUUUCUAGAAAAGGUCAAGCAAUACAGAUGUCUACUGACCAUGAACCUAAUACAGAACGGGGUAGCAUUGAGGACAGAGGUGGCUUUGUGUCGAACAUGCCAGGAGAUGUUGCUAGAGUCAACGGGCAACUUGCUGUGUCUCGUGCCUUCGGAGAUAAGAACCUCAAGUCACACUUGCGGUCUGACCCUGAUGUAAAGCAGGCUGAUAUUGGCCCUGACACUGAUCUUAUUAUCCUAGCCAGUGAUGGUCUGUGGAAGUUGGGUAAAACUGCUUAUUAGCUGAUGGUUAUACCUUACAAACAACUUAGGUAAUGUCUAAUCAAGAGGCAGUUGAUAUUGCAAGAAAGAUCAAGGAUCCGCUAAAAUCUGCCAAGCAAUUAGCAACAGAAGCUCUGAAUCGAGACAGCAAAGAUGACAUUUCUUGUAUUGUAGUCCGUUUCUGAGGAUAAAUUACUUGUGGAUGGAAAAAUUUGUACAUUCCGGGGGGCUUUGUAUAAAAAGCAUGGUGAUCAAGUUCUACUGAUCAAUCAGCUUCAGGUUAAAAGGUUCAUGGAAAUACUUAUUACUUUUGAGGUAAUCGCUAGCUUUUGCCUUGUAUAAAAAAGGGACGGGAAAGAUUUAUUGGUGUAAGAUGGUUGUGUGGUGUUUGAUAAUUGCAAAGUUUUCUUUUAUAUAUGUAGAAUUAUAGCCAUUUUAUCUGUCAAUUGUUGUAGCAAUCCAAGAUCAUCUUGAGUCUGAAAUUUGUAAUAAUUCUGAACGUGUGUGCACAUUGUUUUCUUUUGAUUAGAGAUAAAACUCCCUUCUUCAGGCUUU
Messenger RNA from Chenopodium quinoa (quinoa), 1586 nucleotides. RefSeq names its product probable protein phosphatase 2C 9. Gene Ontology annotation, biological process: protein dephosphorylation. Gene Ontology annotation, cellular component: cytosol; nucleus. The record is from RefSeq and is a predicted model, not a curated record. NCBI's taxonomy places the organism in Eukaryota, Viridiplantae, Streptophyta, Magnoliopsida, Caryophyllales, Amaranthaceae. The transcript has 6 exons. Gene Ontology annotation, molecular function: protein serine/threonine phosphatase activity. Bases 324 to 1052 code for a protein of 242 amino acids.